GAAUCGUCCUCGGUCGACAUAGACCUCGAGAAGGCGUCUCGUUCGCGUUUCAGGAUGGGAGAGUGGACGAGAAUGGCUGCUGAAGCAAAGGGACUCGGAUUGGGGAUGGGGAGAAUUGACCUCCGAGGUCGUCCUCGCCCUCCGUCUCACCUCCCGGCCCUCGACGCCCCUCGCCCCGGAUGACCUGCUCUCGCUCAAGGAACUCCACGUCCGCAUCCUCGCUCGUCGAUGCCGGGCCGGGGAAGGGAAAGGACACGAGCAUCCUUAUAUGGAUGCGCUGGCUCUGCUCUCCACUUGCAAGGAUCCGAAGAACUUUUACGGCUGGAAUCUCCUCGAGAAGCGAGAGAGAGAGAAGUCGGGAUACAGUUCGGCGCUGAGGGUGCUGGCUCGGUGCCUGGCCGGGGACGUAGUGAGCCUCCGCCACGCCCACCGACUCCUCAGGAAUCUCACCGCCGAGCGGUCGCUUCACAAAAUCGACACGCUGGGAAUGAGCAGCCUGGCGUUGAACUGCAUGAGGCGCAAGUUCCCGUCCGGCUCGCUAGAUGACAGGAGCAGGGAGAUCGCUGCUGCUCUUGCCUCCUCCCAGCGGCAGACGGACGCCAGCUUCGACUCCGAUCCCAUCACGACCGCUCUUGCCAUCCACGCGUUGAGAUGCUCUCCCCCCGUGGACUGGAACGAGUCCGGGGCGAUCCGAUUCCUUCUCGACGGCGAAGACGACAAAGAGGAAGGGAAGUUCGGAGGGGUGUGGGAGACGACGUGGGUCCUGCCUGCCAUCGCCACCAAUUCCUGCGUGAUCGACGUCUUCCAGCGCGUCUGUCCCGGUCCCGGAGAUUCGUCCGAUCCACCUCUCCGUCUCGCGUCUGACGCCGGCGGAGCGAAGACCCAACAGGAUUCCCUCGAGAUUCGGGUGAACGUGACGGUGUGGAUCGGGGCUGACAUCUCCCGCCGCUUUUCGCGGAUCGUCCAGGUCCCCGCGAAUUCAUCCGUGUUCCAGAUCCUCCUCGCUGCCGCCGCUGCCGAUUCCCGAUUCCAGUUCUCGGCUGACGUGUAUCCGUGGGGUCACAUCGUACAUACGAUCGACGGCGUGAAAUUCAAAGACGAGGGCUAUUGGUAUUGGCUUCUGUACACGAUUCCUGGACCUCCCGAGCCUCUUAAUCCUCCCAACAAUACCUUCAUUGCUGCUGGAGGUGUGGACGAUGUGAAGCCCAACGACGGCGACAACAUUCUCUUCUGGUAUCGAAACCUCUGACCUUUUCGCUGAAAGAAAGCAAACCAUGAAAACCAUUCAUUGCACUUCAA
This is a messenger RNA of Darwinula stevensoni, 1299 nucleotides long. The record is from the annotation of a GenBank genome assembly. NCBI's taxonomy places the organism in Eukaryota, Metazoa, Arthropoda, Ostracoda, Podocopida, Darwinulidae.